AUGGGUUACCCAGACACUUUCGAAGGCUUCUGCGUCGACUCGCCAAAGACGUGGAACAAGUUUUCCAAGCAGGAACUCAAGCCGAAGCCCUUUGAAGACUACGAUAUCGACGUUGAAAUAGCAGCCUGCGGAGUGUGCGGUUCAGACAUCCAUACCCUCACGGGCGGCUGGGGAGACUUCCAAGGCCCGCUCUGCGUCGGCCACGAGGUGGUCGGCCGCGCCGUCCGGGUGGGCAGCAAGGUCCGGUCUGAAAUCAAGGAGGGCGACCGCGUCGGAGUUGGCGCACAGGUCUGGGCCUGCCUAAAGUGCAAGGUGUGCGAGAGCAAGAACGAAAACUACUGCCCUCACAUGGUGGACACGUACAAUGCAAAAUAUGAGGACGGCAGCAGCGCCCACGGCGGCUAUGCCAGCCACAUCCGCGCUCACGAGUACUUCACCUUUAAGAUCCCCGACGGGCUCGAGACGGAGAUUGCCGCGCCGCUGCUGUGCGCAGGAAUCACCGUCUACUCCCCCCUGUUCCGCGCGGGAGUAGGCCCAGGAAAGAAGGUCGCCGUCGUAGGCAUCGGUGGUCUGGGCCACCUGGGCGUGCAGUUCUCCAAGGCCCUCGGCGCAGAGACGUACGCCAUCACUCACUCCAAGAACAAGGUCGAGGACGCAAAGAAGCUGGGCGCAAAGGAGGUCAUUGUCAGCUCCGACAAGGACUGGCACAAGCCGUACGCCUUCACCUUUGACUUUAUCCUCAACGCCGCCGACGCCCUGGAUCAGUUCGACCUCCCAGCCUACAUGUCUACGCUCAACAUCGAGGGCCAGUUCCACACCGUCGGCAUCUCGGACAAGCCCGUACCGCAGCUCACCGCUUUCGCUUUUGCCCCCAACGCCGCCAAACUGACCGGUAGUCACCUCGGUAACCACCAGGAGAUGGAUGCUAUGUUGAAGCUGGCAGCCGAGAAGAACGUCAGGCCGUGGGUCGAGACGAUUGACGUUUCGGAGGAAGGUUGCAAGAAGGCGGUCGAGGGUGUCAAGGACAACAAGGUCCGUUAUAGAUACACGCUGACUGGCUUUGACAAGGCUUUUAGCCGUUGA
This is a messenger RNA of Pyricularia grisea, 1083 nucleotides long. RefSeq lists its product as uncharacterized. The record is from RefSeq and is a predicted model, not a curated record. Lineage: Eukaryota; Fungi; Ascomycota; Sordariomycetes; Magnaporthales; Pyriculariaceae. Gene Ontology annotation, biological process: alcohol metabolic process. The coding region runs from base 1 to 1083 and encodes 360 amino acids. The transcript has a single exon. Gene Ontology annotation, molecular function: zinc ion binding; alcohol dehydrogenase (NADP+) activity.